UGGUGCUGCUGGUGUACGUUCUGCUCAAACUGCUCGCAAUCGUCAUCGCCGUUCGUUUGUUUAUUAGGAGUUAAAAGUUGGCAGCGAAAAUGUUUCGUUUUCAUCGCAUAAUUUUGUCCAACGGAAGUGCCUCGGUUCGUAACCAAGGAACGCCUUCUUGGAUGCAGAACAGCAACAGAUGCCUUUCGGCAGCCCCGCAAACGAAACCGGUGAAAAAGGCCUCGCCUGCGCCCACGGUCAACACUUCGUACAUGGCGAAUUUGUUCCGUGGUGAGGUAGAACCGCUGCAGGUGUUCCCUUUCCCGGACGCGCUCAAGCCGGAACAGAAGGAACUCGUCAGCUCGUUGGUUGACCCUGUUUCACGCUUUUUGAAUGACUACGAUCCCGUGCAGGCGGAAAAGAACGGUGGACCGGAUGAGGCCACCUUCCAGAGCAUGUGGGAGAUGGGUUUGAUGGGAAUGCAGUCGCCAGAGGAAUUCGGAGGGCUCGCCCUUCCGAACACGGGGUACGCACGGAUGGGAGAACUGGUCGGUGCGAUCGAUCUGGGGCUGGCCGUUGUUUUCGGUGCCCAUCAGAGUAUCGGCUGGAAGGGCAUCCUGUUGUACGGAACGGAGGAACAGAAGCAGAAGUAUCUCCCGCAAGUUACGACCGGUGGGACGAUCGCAGCGUUCUGUUUGACGGAACCAAGCUCGGGAUCGGAUGCAGGGUCAAUCCGCAGUCGGGCGGUAAAGUCGGCCGAUGGUAAGCACUACGUGCUGAAUGGAUCGAAGAUCUGGAUCAGUGGAGGCGGAUUAGCCAACGUGUUUACGGUAUUUGCGCAAACCGAAGUAACCGAUGCGAGGACGGGUCAAAAGAGGGAUAAAGUGACGGCAUUCAUCGUGGAGCGUGCGUUCGCGGGUGUCACCACAGGACCGCCGGAGGACAAGAUGGGCAUCAAGUGCUCCAAUACGGCCGAAGUUUACUUCGAUGACGUGAAGAUCCCGAUUGAGAACGUCCUCGGAGCAGAAGGCGACGGAUUUAAGGUGGCGAUGAACAUUCUCAACAACGGACGAUUCGGUAUGUCGGGUACGCUGGCCGGUACGAUGGCUCAUUGUAUCCGAAAGGCCGCGGAACACGCGACUACCCGCGUGCAGUUUGGACAGAAGAUUGAAAACUUUGGCAACGUCCAGGAGAAACUGGCGCGCAUGGCCAUGAAUCAGUACGUGAGCCAAUCGAUGGGGUACAUGAUCUCGGGCAACAUGGAUGCCGGGCACAAGGACUACCACCUGGAGGCGGCAAUUUCGAAGAUUUUUGCCUCCGAAGCAGCCUGGAAUGUGUGUGACGAAGCUAUCCAAGUUCUCGGCGGCAAUGGUUUCAUGAAAUCGAGUGGACUGGAAAAGUUUCUGCGUGACAUUCGGAUCUAUCGCAUCUUCGAAGGUGCCAACGACAUUCUGCGCCUGUUCGUGGCCCUCACCGGUAUCCAGUACGCCGGAUCACACCUAAAGGAGCUUCAGCGUGCGUUCAAAAACCCAACAGCUAAUCUGGGCCUUAUUUUCAAGGAGGGCUCACGACGUGCUGUCCGCAGCAUCGGCUACGGUGGAACUGAUCUCAGUACGUUCGUGGCGGAUCCGCUUAAGGAAUCGGCCAACCUGUGUGCGGAUAGUAUCGAUCGGUUCUCAAAGACCAUCGAGUCGCUACUGAUCAAACAUGGCAAGGGCAUUGUUGACCAACAGUUCCUACUGGUGCGACUGGCCGAUUCAGCGAUUGAUAUCUACGCCAUGUCUUGUGUGCUAUCCAGGGCGACGAAAGCGAUUCGCGAGAAUCAUCCUUCCGCCGAACAUGAGGUGCUGAUGGCAAAGGCAUGGUGUGUGGAGGCAAAUGAUCGUGUAAGAAUUAACAUCCGACGGAUUAACAGUGGAGUGUUCCUAAAGAACUUUGACACGAUGAGUUCAAUCGCGAAAAAUAUCUGCUCUCAACAAGGCAUUGUUCAGUCGAAUCCGGUCGGAAUUGUUUAACGAAGACCAGACUGGUGUCGAUGGUAUGCUUUAAAUAUACUGCAUGUGAUAAUUCUGUUUCCCUUGAGAGGAAUAAAAGUUCAAGAUAAUGUUUCAUUCGG
Messenger RNA from Anopheles coustani, 2095 nucleotides. RefSeq names its product very long-chain specific acyl-CoA dehydrogenase, mitochondrial-like. The transcript has 4 exons. NCBI's taxonomy places the organism in Eukaryota, Metazoa, Arthropoda, Insecta, Diptera, Culicidae. Gene Ontology annotation, molecular function: flavin adenine dinucleotide binding; very-long-chain fatty acyl-CoA dehydrogenase activity; fatty-acyl-CoA binding. Bases 90 to 1994 code for a protein of 634 amino acids. The record is from RefSeq and is a predicted model, not a curated record.